AUGACUACUCAGUUGAAUUCCAUUAAAACUCUGACUAGUAGCAACUACAAGAAGUGGAAACAGGAUUUUGAAAUAGUGUUAGGCCUGACAGACCUGGACUUUGCAUUGAUUGAACAAAAACCCGCUGAACCCCCAACUACUAGCACUGCUGAUGAAAAGGCUAAGUAUGAAAAAAUGGAUGAAGGUGCAAUUCAGGAUAAUGGAAAUGCAAAAGAUUUCUUGAGUGUCAUUGGACAGAAAUUCCUAGAAUAUAAUAAAGCUGAGAUAGGUAGCUUGAUUGAUUCCCUGUCUACCAUAAAGUAUGACCUUGCAGGUAGUGUCCGUGAUCAUAUUAUGAAAUUGGUUAACAUUGCUAUCAAACUGAACAAUUUAGGUGUAAUAAUUACCGAUGAUUUUCUUGUUCACCAAUUUCUAAAGUUCCUUCCUGAGCAAUUUAACCAACUUAAGAUAGCCUAUAAUUCACAAAAAGAUAAAUGGAGUGUUGAUGAGAUUAUUACUGUUUGUGUGGUAGAGGAAGGGAGGAUCCAACAGGAGAAAGUUGAGGGUAUAGUGAACUUUGUUAACUUGUCUAGAUUAGCUGAUUAUCCCUCUUAUAAAAGAAAAGGUGGACCCAAAUUUCACAAAUAG
Molecule: messenger RNA, 627 nt
Organism: Nicotiana tabacum (common tobacco)
Lineage: Eukaryota; Viridiplantae; Streptophyta; Magnoliopsida; Solanales; Solanaceae
Source: RefSeq, a predicted model, not a curated record